AUGGCAGCAGCUGACUUCUUCAAAACAGCUUCUCAUAAGACUUUUGGGCUCAAGGGAUUCCUGACCAAGAAACAAAACCAGAAUUGUCCCAUUCCCCGGGGGAUUCAGAUGAAAAUUGGUAAUAAAAUCAGGUAUAAGUCCAAGAGGAGGCACUGGAGAAGAGCCAAGCUGGGUCUGUAA
Molecule: messenger RNA, 180 nt
Organism: Lontra canadensis (Northern American river otter)
Lineage: Eukaryota; Metazoa; Chordata; Mammalia; Carnivora; Mustelidae
Product: 60S ribosomal protein L39-like
Exons: 2
Coding region: 1-180 (59 amino acids)
Biological process (GO): translation
Cellular component (GO): ribosome; cytosolic large ribosomal subunit
Molecular function (GO): structural constituent of ribosome
Source: RefSeq, a predicted model, not a curated record